AUGGGUAGUAAAAAAAAAUUGAAAGAUCAUCCUCCAAGUCCUACUUUCCCUGCUCCUUCCAAACGUAAGGUAUAUCUUCAUUCUCCUUCUAAGAGGGUUUCUAAAUGUCAUCGAUCUAUAGAGGAAGAGUCUAAUUCUGAUUUUGAACUUAACGAUGAGUUCAUUCAAUUAGCUAAAGUUGCCAAGGGGAAGGGAAAAUCCCUUAUUCUGAAUUUUCCUACAAAAGCUGGGUUAGAAGAGCCUUCUAAUGAUAUUGUUGUUGAGGUUAAAGGUAAACGUAAUCGUGAAUUUGGUUCUAAAUCUGUGGCCAAUGCUUCUGUGGAAAGUGAUCAAGUUGGUCCAUCAUUGUAUAAGGCUCAUGAGCAUGUAACUCAUAUUGAGUACGAGGAUUUAAAAAAAGAUGUGUCUCUUGUUCUUAGCCAUCAGCGGAUUAUUAUGUCUACUUUUGCUAAUUUGAACAAAAAGAUGGAUACUCUUAUUGGGUCUUCGUGUGCUGGUUUUAGCCAUCGUUCGAGCCAAAUAGAGGAUGUGCUUUGCUCCUCAGAAAAUGAUGAUGAUGUUGUUGGUGAUGGUGAAAAUGAGGAUGAUGAAGAAAUUGAUUACGAGGAAAAUGCUGAGCCUAGAGAUGAUGAUGUUGAUGAUAACGCCAAUGAUUGCUCUGGUGAUGAUGGUCCAAAUGCUGAUGAGGAUGGUGGGGGUCGAGAUGAUUGUGGACAGUCUGUGUUCGUAGUUGAAAGUUAAAAACUGAUGAUUGUUGUUGAUGGUGGUGCAAAGCUUAAUGAAGAUGUAUCAGAUGCAUCUACUGCACAAGAGUGCACAAAAUUGAUGAUAAAUUGGUUGUUGCUUCAAGAAUUCUUGUUGAUUUGAAAGAUGUUUGUUUUUGAGUUGUUUUCUUAUUGUUUUACUAUUUUUUUUACCCUACUUUGAAUUUUUUUAGUGGUUUGUUUUAUUUUAAUUUUAUUAAAAUCUUUUUUGUUUUAUUAAGCAGAAUUUAUUUUCUAAUGAUGAUGAUGAUUUUAUUGAUGUUGGUGCUUCUAUGGCUUGUGGUGUUCAAGUUGUUGAGAAGAUGAUAUUUUAUGGUCCAUUAUUAUUUUAAAUUU
Messenger RNA from Cannabis sativa, 1100 nucleotides. RefSeq lists its product as uncharacterized. The transcript is spliced from 5 exons. NCBI's taxonomy places the organism in Eukaryota, Viridiplantae, Streptophyta, Magnoliopsida, Rosales, Cannabaceae. The coding region runs from base 1 to 741 and encodes 246 amino acids. The record is from RefSeq and is a predicted model, not a curated record.